AUGGUGACAUCCUUUUUGGUGAUUGUUCAUUGUGCGCUUGUUCAAAAUUCAAUUUCAUUCUUUGGUUUAACCGAUGAUUUCGAAUUGGAUCGGCAACUUCCAACUGUUACAUGUCAACAAUGUAUUCAACCAUGGCAUAUGCUAGCUAAAGAUUCUCAUUCUAUUUGUGGACCGCAUUCACUUACCUGUACUGGCAAUGUUUGCUUUAUGAGACAGUGUAAAAAUUGUCCGGUAUAUCAAUAUAUGGCUGGUUGUUUAACAUUAACCGAUUGGCAACUUACCGAUUUAACAUUUUCACGACAACGUGCCGAAUUGCUUGCGACACGUGUAGGAGCUACGCUUCUUUGCGAAGAUUCCGUGAAUCAGACGACCUGUAUUUGCAAUCGUAAAAAGAAAUGCAAUGAUAUUCAUGCAAGAGCGCCAUUUUCAACGUAUAGUGCACCACUUUUUGGUGGUAUCAUAAAUUUUGAUGCGGUAAUUACGAAAAUAAAUCCAUACUACAAUGAUCUGAUUCGAUCAAAGGAAACAUUGGGGCAUCAUUAUAUAGCCGAUAUGGCUAUCCGUACUAUGUCCAUUCAACAAGCAUUCAUUUUAAAUUGCUCAGCGUUUCUUCUUUCAUUAUUCCUUUCCUUAUACAAUGGAUAUUUUGAUACCUAA
Molecule: messenger RNA, 657 nt
Organism: Cercopithifilaria johnstoni
Lineage: Eukaryota; Metazoa; Nematoda; Chromadorea; Rhabditida; Onchocercidae
Source: the annotation of a GenBank genome assembly